Messenger RNA from Caenorhabditis briggsae, 282 nucleotides. The transcript is spliced from 2 exons. The coding region runs from base 1 to 282 and encodes 93 amino acids. The record is from RefSeq and is a predicted model, not a curated record. NCBI's taxonomy places the organism in Eukaryota, Metazoa, Nematoda, Chromadorea, Rhabditida, Rhabditidae.
AUGUCGGACUACAAAACGUUCGAAUCGUUUCUUCGACGCUAUUUUGAUAGCGGACGCUCCUGUGUCCAAGCUCGUGAUAAUUGGAUCAAGAAAAUGAAGGAUAUAGAAGCAAGCCAGCCCGGAACAUCUAGACAAUCUGAAAACCGAAAAGUAUCGGAAUCCUCCGAAUCUUCUGGAUUCUCAGUUUGCAGUGGUUUUCCAGCUAGACGUGACUCGUAUGAAGAAUAUGAGGAACCAGUUGUUAAUAUAUUUGAUGACGAAUUUGAACAGCCUGAUCCAUAA